AUGGCUGCCACAUUGUCAUCUUCGACUGGCACAUCUGCCGUGCGCGAUAAGUCGCCAUGGGCAAACAAGUUCCGGGGCGCCACUGUUGAAGACCUCGACCCUCCUCCUGCGCUCUCCGUCAAGCCAUCGCAACCAAUCUCACACGCUAUGAUGAGUGCCUUCGAACGCGACUACACACACCUCACUGUCACUUCUCAGGAGAACCGCGCCUUACUCGGGUACCUGAGCAUUCCACGAUUGAAAGAGCUGCUGAAGGAUGGCAAAGUCCGCGAGAAUGACCCAGUGGAAAGCGCAAUGUUGAAGUUCCGACGGAAGGGCCGGGUGUAUAAAGUCAUCACGAUGGACACGCCGCUGGAAGAUCUCGAGGCUUUCUUCGCUGGCCGUGGUUCGGGGCUCGAGGGCGAGACGCAGGAUUUUGCGGUUGUCACGGAUGGUAGCAGGAGAUUUGUCCUUGGGGUUGCUACGAAGUGGGACCUAGAAGAGUUUGUGAAGAGGAGACCGGUGUAUGAUAACUGA
Molecule: messenger RNA, 516 nt
Organism: Pseudovirgaria hyperparasitica
Lineage: Eukaryota; Fungi; Ascomycota; Dothideomycetes; Acrospermales; Acrospermaceae
Exons: 2
Coding region: 1-516 (171 amino acids)
Source: RefSeq, a predicted model, not a curated record